AAAAAAAAAACUGAAGAAGGUGGCAAGAGGGGAUAAUUAGAAGAGACAAGUCAGAAAGAAAGGGAUGGCAUGAAAAAACCAUUUCAUCUUUUCUUUCUUUCUUCUGUUUCCAGAUCUUCAAACUACUUAAAACGUCGUUGUCGAACGGUUUAGAAUCAACAAUUCAGCACUUGAAAGGAACCCAUUCUCUCUUCUUUUCGAUGUUCUUUUCUAUAUAAAGUCUCUCCGCUUCCUCUUUCUCUCCCUCAUUCUAUUUCAUUCCUUUCUUCCUCUUCUCUCGCAAGUAAUUUUUCAUCCUCACUCUAACAUUACUGAAUUGUGCUCGCCCCCACUUUGUUUUUUUCUCAGCUGAGAAGUUCAAGCAAAAAUGGAAGACGGGCAUAACUUCCAGGACGUUCAAAAGCCAAAAUAUGAUUGUCUGUUGUUUGAUCUUGACGACACCCUUUAUCCCUAUAGUUCUGGAGUCUGUCAGCAAAUAGCAAUGAAUAUCGAAGAAUAUAUGAUUCAAAAGCUUGGGAUAGAUGCUGAUAAAGUUGCUGAAUUAAACGUUCCGCUGUAUAAGACUUAUGGAACAACAAUGGCUGGUCUAAAGGCAAUUGGCUAUGACUUUGAGAUCGAUGAGUAUAAUAGUUUUGUUCAUGGGAGAUUGCCAUAUGAUGUGCUGCUGAAACCAGACCCUGUUCUCAGGGGAAUUCUGCAAAGCUUGCCUAUUAGGAAGAUUAUAUUUACAAAUGCAGAUUCGAACCAUGCAAUUAGUGCACUUAAAAUCCUUGGAUUGGAGGACUGCUUUGAAAGAAUCAUAAGCUUUGACACUCUGAAUCCCUCCAACAACACCAAUCCUUCUGAAUCUAAACCUACCACCGCAGAAGUUUUGAACAUCUGUGAGCAUUUGCGCCGGCAUGACUCUGAUAUGGUGCUUCCACGCACCCCCCUUGUCUGCAAACCCUUUGAUGAUGCAUUUGAAUGUGCUUUCAAGAUAGCAAACAUUGAUCCUCAGAGAACAUUGUUUUUUGAUGACAGCAUCCGCAAUUUACAGACAGCAAAACGCUUAGGCCUCCACACAGUUGCGGUGGGCACAUCUGUUCGUACAACGGGAGUCGAUCAUGCAUUGGAGAGUAUUCAUAAUAUGAGAGAAGCAUUUCCAGAGCUUUGGGAUGAUGAGGAGAAGCACGAAUUUGUGCACUACAAGGCUGGAAUUGAAACAUCAGUAAAAGCUUAGCUUAGAAGUUUGGAAUGUCUCUCAUGAUUUGUGAUUUUCUAUUUAUAAUGUAUAUGAAAAACAACUGUAGUAGGAGAUGGAUCACACACAGCAUAUGAAUGUUUUUGUGGUUCAUUUUUCCUGAUGUUUGUGUUGGAUUUCAUGUUGGGUCACCUUUCUUUUAACCCACAUGCAUCAAAUUAACCA
Molecule: messenger RNA, 1405 nt
Organism: Vigna angularis (adzuki bean)
Lineage: Eukaryota; Viridiplantae; Streptophyta; Magnoliopsida; Fabales; Fabaceae
Exons: 9
Coding region: 368-1219 (283 amino acids)
Source: RefSeq, a predicted model, not a curated record